This is a messenger RNA of Colius striatus (speckled mousebird), 766 nucleotides long. It is a transcript of the gene CENPS, whose product is annotated as centromere protein S. Lineage: Eukaryota; Metazoa; Chordata; Aves; Coliiformes; Coliidae. The transcript is spliced from 5 exons. Gene Ontology annotation, molecular function: protein heterodimerization activity; chromatin binding. Gene Ontology annotation, biological process: replication fork processing; resolution of meiotic recombination intermediates. The record is from RefSeq and is a predicted model, not a curated record. Bases 11 to 502 code for a protein of 163 amino acids. Gene Ontology annotation, cellular component: FANCM-MHF complex; Fanconi anaemia nuclear complex.
GCCGCUGGACAUGGCGCCGGCGCAGCCCCGCCUCGCUGCGCCGGGCGGGAAACGCGGCCGGGCGGCUGAGGGCAGCGCCAUGGAGGCGGCAGACGGGGACGAGCGGCUCCUGCUCACCCAGAGGCUGAAGGCUGCGGUUCACUACACGGUUGGCUGCUUGUGCCAGGAGGUUGCAGAAGACAAAGACAUGCAGUUCAGCAAACAAGCCAUUGCCGCUAUUUCAGAGAUCACCUUCAGGCAGUGUGAGACAUUUGCAAAAGACCUCGAAAUGUUUGCAAGGCAUGCAAAAAGAAGCACAAUCACUACAGAUGAUGUGAAGCUUCUGGCCAGAAGGAGCAAUUCUUUGCUGAAUUACAUCACCCAGAAGAGUGAAGAGAUAACAUCCAAUAACAUGGAGCAAAAGGAGAAGAAGAAAAAGAAGUCCAGUGCAGCUAAGGGAGGGAAAACCUCUGAGGAGCAAGAAGCAGCUGUGACUGAAAGUGAAGAUCCCAACAUGUCAUGAUUUAGCUUUCAAGUAACAUCUCUGGUCAUUUUCUCUUCCUAUCCUGGAGGAACUGAAGUUGGCCUAGUAGAGAUUCCUUCUGCAGGUCAGCAACAGUAACGACUUCUCAGGGCUUUAGGUGAACAUGAUUAGCUGCAUUUUCUUUGUUCCAAAAACUCUGUUAGAAUUCAGUAAAGCUUAUGGCCCAAACUCCCUAAGUGCUCACAAAAGGUAUUUUACUGUUAUUAAAAAGAAAAGCCUUAAAAUAAAGAGUUUAAAGCAGAA